Messenger RNA from Racocetra persica, 121 nucleotides. The record is from the annotation of a GenBank genome assembly. Lineage: Eukaryota; Fungi; Glomeromycota; Glomeromycetes; Diversisporales; Gigasporaceae.
AUGGGAUAUGAUCUCGGAAAUAGCAAUAAUAUUGUGCUGGGAGAUAACUAUAAGCAGUUGAGUUUGUGCAGCUUAAUGCUAGCUGAUAGUUUCUUGCUUGCUCAAUACAAGCUAGCUAUCA